AUGCCUCCAGCUAGGCGAAUGAGGAAGGGGACGCAUAGCUGCGUGUCGUGCCGACGACGGAAGGUCCGCUGUAUCUUCCCUCCAAGUAACUCAGAAAGAUGCAUUCACUGUGCAAGGCGAGGAUCUACGUGUGUCCCACAGGGGUCGGACGAAUCCCAGCUUAACUAUGACUCGAAUCAAACAUCUUCAGGAGUCUCACCCAGUGCCCCAAUAACUGGCGAGAAUCCCUUCGACGGCCAUUCGGAUGGGUCGGUUCAUGUUAUUGGAGCACUACUAGCCCAACUAAAUGACAGAGCCAGGUUAUCUCUUAAGAAAGAUCAACAAUAUGCAAUGGACGCGGCUGUCAACAGCGCAGUCAUCAACCCAGAUACUGUGCAAAGUGGAUGUGCGCCGAUCAUGAAGUUAUUAAAUCAUGAACUAAUUAGUCAGCCUCAGCCGGACAAAGAGGCUUUUCCCAGGUCGGCAAUUCCACCACGUAAAGACAGCACGCGCCAUAGUUCUGCACAACAUAUAGAACGGGCUGAUGUUAUAUACAGACUUUGUCUGGCGUUGCCAUCCGAAUCAGAGAUGAUCGAGAUCUUUCGGACUCGAAGUCAUUGGUGGCGAACAUGGCGGGAGUCCUUUGCGCUGGGUUGGGGCGAAGAAGAUGAUACUGACCUCCAGAGCUUCGCAAUGCGGGCGUUCCAUACUGGACAUCCUUGCCUCUUGGCAAUAUUGCUACUGUGUUUCGCAUUUAGUACCGGUGACUUUGGGAAGUACCUCCGUCCGGUAGAACAGUUGAUCCUAUACGAUGAUAAUGUAGCUGGUGGUAGAUAUGGUCUCCAAUGUUUGAUGGCAUUAGGGCUAUGUUAUAUGAGUUCCCUGCAGCCUCGGCGAGCCUGGAUCGCGUACCGCAGGGCCAACACCCUGGCCCAACUUGCCGGUAUCCACCAGAAGCAUAGGAACUCGGCACUCGUAGAUUCAUUGUUUUGGCAACUGUUUAGUGCAGAUCGGUGGGUAAGCCUGAUGAUUGGGCUUCCGUACUCGAUCCCAGAGAACCUUUGCGACCUAUACAUUCCUUCUUUGAAAGAGACUUCGCCGAUCAUUUUCCAUGCUCGACAUCUAUCUGUGUUGACCGGUCGCGUCAUUGAUUGCUUGCAGAUCAACAAAGAGCCAACACUUUCGUCGGUCAUUAGAGCUGAUGAACAGAUUGACGAGAUUACCUCGCAACUCCUGGUGGGAUAUCUAGAAAUGGAGCAGAUAUCUAUUUGCCAGGAUAUUCCUGAGAAACAUGCACGGCUGUACCGGCUGGCAAACAUCCAUCAGCUAAAGGCACAUUUAUACUUGCCAUUUUUCUUACAAUCUUCGGGCAUAAGUGGGCAAGAACAUGGCCGAGCGUCGUGCAUAAAAAGUGCACGGUCGCUGCUCGAGGCUUACUUAUGUUUGUAUGAGAGCGAUCCUACCACAGCGCGCAUCGACAACAGCGUAAAGCUCUCCGGAUUCUCAGCACUUACCGCUGCGGUCAUUCUCUUCCUUCAUCUCCUCGGGCGACAUCCUUUUCGGGAGAAAAAGUCGAAACCGGGCCCGGACUUAUAUGAUCAGUCUCUCAUCAACCGGACGCUUUCUGCCCUCAAGGAUUGCUCCGAAGGCCAACCACACUCGUUGAGUGGUCAAUGCCAUACAGCCCUAGAAGAGCUAGUAGCAAGCAGUCAAUCAUUAGAAAAGGGGACUGGUCGUCAAAUUGCCGUGCCGUAUUUUGGUAUCGUGACAGUAAAUCGUGAAUGUGAUGACGCUGAUGAAAGAGAGGAUGAAACCUGGGAAGACAUUCCGACAGGGCUCGACGUGUCCGAGCCAGUGACUACGGGUCCAGGGCAAUAUAAUUUCCCAAUCUCGUUUGAUGACCUAUUGUUUUCAUACGUUGGUCCGUGGGUGGUCCCAAAUCCGAUGCCUGUGGACUUGGCUGUGGAUCAGGUUGAUGCGGGGUUGGACUGGAUGUCAGAGCUCAACUCUAGCGGUAAUAUCCGAGAGUAA
Molecule: messenger RNA, 2010 nt
Organism: Aspergillus pseudotamarii
Lineage: Eukaryota; Fungi; Ascomycota; Eurotiomycetes; Eurotiales; Aspergillaceae
Exons: 3
Coding region: 1-2010 (669 amino acids)
Biological process (GO): DNA-templated transcription; regulation of DNA-templated transcription
Molecular function (GO): DNA-binding transcription factor activity, RNA polymerase II-specific; DNA binding; zinc ion binding
Source: RefSeq, a predicted model, not a curated record